GGACUCACUUGGGAAUGCCAUUGAAUUCCACGAGUUCCACGGGCACUUCCGGUUCAACAGGUUCUCUACAGUCCUAUAGUCAAAUGGCGGGCUCGCAGUACAGCCCGCUGACCCGACGAGAGAGGGAGCUCAGAGAGAUCCAACAGGUCGAGAGGCUCCGCCAUAAGUUAGAGAAGGAACUGAAAGAAGCUUCCGAUAGAGAAAAAGAGAUGAAAAGUAGAGCAGCCAGGCUUGAAACAUUAGAGGCUGACAAGGCUGAAUUAGAGGGCUUGGAUGAGUCAUCUAUGAAUGACCAAAUGAGAACGCUGAAGAAGAAUAUGCUGUCGCUGCAUGCGCAUGUGGACAGCAGAUUAAACUUCAUGCAGAGCACUGUAGACCAGAUCCUGGAUGCAUUGACAAAGCCAGGAUUCAGGCCACCAACACUAUCGCCGUUGCCGUUAUCGGCGAUGUCAGGCCCCUUUCCAGUUACACAGCUAAGUGGUGAGAGGAAGGAUGAGGAACUCAACACAUGGUUGAGGACAGUUCCGGUUUGGGUAAAGGCCAAGAGGACCUUGCUAGAGGACGAAGUGGUAACUGCUGCAUCUUACCUUGAGGGUAAGGCAACCAAGUGGCUAGAUGGGGUAGUUGUAAAGGCCGGGUAUGGGAGACGCAUGGCGGACUGGGCUAAGUCUCCGACGUUAGACCAGUUCAUGGAAAUGGUAGAAGCUCGAUGGCAUAAUCCACAGGAGGCACAAAGGGCCACCGAUGCCAUUAACAAACUAGACCAACGAAAGUUCAAGUCGGUUAGAGAGCUUACGACUAUCGUUGAGAGCCUGAUUCUCGUCCUAGGCAUCAACUACAGUGACCAGUUCCUUUUAACGACGUUCUUCUACUUGAGGACUGAUCAUCAGACCCUCAAAUGGAUCAAGACUCAACCGGCUCUUUCUGAUGCACUCAAGCAAUGGAUUGAGGUCAUAGACCAGUAUGACUUCAAGCUUGAGUACCUGAAGGGAGAGUACAACAAGGUUGCAGACGCGCUAUCACGUAGAGCAGACUACCUAGGUGCGCUAGUUUCUGACUUCGGCGUAUCUGAUGAAGUAACUCAAUCAUUGGUGGGAGCCUAUCAGGAAGACCCUGUCACGAUGGACAUCAUGCGCAAACUUCAGGCAAAAGACAAGGCCACAAAAAGUGAGUUUGUGAUGGUGGACAGGUUACUCUAUCUUGAGAAGGCGGGAAUAAAAAGGAGAUCGAUGCUGCCCCCAACCAUGGAUGGACAAGUCGACAUCGACGACAUUGUGGAUCAUAGGGACAUGCCUGUUGCAAAGCCGCUGGGUAGAGGAAGACCUCCUAAACCCAAGAGAGAAUACCACGUCAGAUUCACGCAUCACACGGAUCCCAAAGAAGAUCGGUGGUUCACCAGGGAGGAACUGAUUGAGACAGCUCCUCAGGUGGUGGCAGAGUAUGAAAGGAAGCUGAAAGGGAAGGCACCUGCGAAGAAGUUUGACUGGAACCUGAAGGCGAAGAUGAUUGGCAAGGCAGCCAUGGAGAGUGCUCUGGUGCUGGUCAAGGAGCUGAACUUAGAAGGAGUGCUUGCCCCGGAAGAUUUCCUUUCUCAGCGAGAAGCAAUACUUGAUGACCUGUUCCCCAACAGUGAGCUCAUGCCAGGUGCGGAUCGGCUGGUUCGCCAUUUCCAUAAACACGGCGUCAAGAUGGCUGUUGCAACAAGUUCACAUACACGGUUCUUCAAGCUGAAAACUCAGAAACACACAGAGUUCAUGUCUCUCAUGCAUCACGUUGUAACCGGGGAUGAUCCAGAAAUACUCAAGGGGAAGCCAUCACCUGACAUCUUCCUUGUUGCAGCAAAGAGAUUUGAGGAUUCAUCGCUGAAACCUGAGAGCGUGCUGGUGUUUGAAGAUGCGCCCAGUGGCGUCCAGGCAGCAAAAGCCGCGGGAAUGUCAGCGGUAAUGGUGCCGGACCCAAAUCUUGACAAAGCAUAUCAGAAGGAGGCAGACGAGGUUUUGACGUCUCUUUUCGAGUUCGAUCCCUCAAAAUGGGGGCUUCCAGCGUUUGAAACUCCAGCCCAGUUUUGAUUGCCAUUCUGUGUUGUUCAUUUCUGUCAUCUUCACUUUCAAUUCAUCACGCGACUUCUGUCGCAGUUUUCUUGCGGACAGGAAAACAGCAGAGUAAGCCACUAGGAAACUACCAUUUUUUUGGCAGGAUAGAAUUGGGGACUUGUUUCUCCACCUUUUUUUUUAACUGCAGGAUUUCUCUUAUCAGUUUAUUAAACUUUAUUUGAAUUAUUGGAACAUAAGGAGUCUUUUUUUUUGUCUUUUUUCCUUUCAUUUAUGAUGAUAUGAAGUUGUUUGAACUUCUUUGACAGUUCUUCUGAAGAAUGUGAACUGGUAGUGAAUAGUUUUUUGGUCAAUUUUAAAACUUGAAUGAAUAGUUUUGGUCAAUUUGAAAAUUUCUUAUCUGGAGAUGUCGCAGGUGCGAAGCCAGGAAAUAGUACAGUAAACUUCAGCUUGCAUG
Chara braunii is the source of this 2508-nucleotide messenger RNA. Lineage: Eukaryota; Viridiplantae; Streptophyta; Charophyceae; Charales; Characeae. The record is from the annotation of a GenBank genome assembly.